AUGCUGUCUGGAACCACGUCCUCGAUUAUUUUCUUCUUUUGUUUUUCGUUCUUAUUUCAGAGCAGAGUAUCACUGGGAAACAACAAUUGUACUCCUCAUCCUAUCUCUGUCAAAUUGGGCAAUGUGUCUCUCGACAAUACGACAGCACGGGGAGUAUCUCUCUCGAUAGGGGUUCCAUCGCAGCCUUUCGCUUUUCUCCCGCAGUGGCCGCUGAACGAUACGUUCGUCUACGGAUUGGAUGGUUACUGUGGAGAUGGCUGGUCUGAAGCUGCUUGUCAAACUUUCCGCGGCGGCAUAUAUGAUCCGUCCAAGUCAUCUACUUAUCAAGAUGCAACCAAUGCACCGCAUUUGACCGAAGCCUCGCCGUAUCCAUCUUUCGACUGGGCUGCAGAUAAUUUUACCCUCAAUCCGAAUAUUACACUUUCGAAUUUUUCCAUUGGAAUUGCCCGAGCUGAUUGGGGAGAGCAAGGGUACCAUCCGCAGGUGGCUUUCGGCAUGGGCCAGAACUCGACAUUGCUCAAUACUUUAUAUGAGUUUGGCCAUAUAGCAUCCCGUUCCUGGGGUAUGUACUGGGGCCAAACAGGGGCGACCUCAAGUAAACAGAAGGACGGAAAUUUUGUAUUUGGGGGAUUUGACCAAGCAAAAACUUCAGGUCCUAAUUACACCGCGACUCUAGACUUUUCCAGGUCCUCUUGUUCAACUGGAAUGCUUGUUGUAAUUACAGACAUGGUGCUGAAUUUUGCAAAUGGCACAGAUGCGAGCUUAUUUGGCGGAGCAGAAUCCUCGGCGAUGUCGGCUUGUAUUGUGCCAGACUAUCCAGUUCUGCUCACGCUGCCUUUGGAUCCAUAUUUCUCGGCAUUUCAAGACCUUACUGGAACACUCAUUACAGACCGAUCAUUUGGAAUUUAUUAUUAUGGGAUGCUCUACUCGAACACAUCAAUCGCGUAUACCGGCGAUUUGACCAUUAAGUUCAGCUCUGGACUUUCUGUGCGCAUACCAAAUGAUCAGCUGGUCGUUCCUAAUCUGACUAUUGACAAAUCCACUGGAAGCAUUCUUGCCAAUGACUCAGCACCAGAGCUGGUUCUCAAUUCCAUCCAAUCAAUCAACGCCGACGAUCUUCCACAAUUGGGCCGACAAUUUCUGACGAGCGCGUACCUCAUGCUUAACCAAGAUGCAAAUACUUAUACUUUGUGGGAGGCUAAUCCGGUUACCAACGAGGACCUAGUCGCUGUCGACCAAGGCGGCACUCCGGUCAGUAUAUUUUGUACUGCGACUUCCACGAGCACUACAUCGCAAUUGCCGCAGACGGCAACCACCAAUGCAGCACCUUACAACAAAAAUAGCGGUGACAAGGAGGACUUGUCCAGCGGGGCAAUUGCGGGCGUUGUUGUUGGAUGCGUAGCGGGUAUGACCUUAGUAGUAACAAUGGUGUUCUGCAUAAUUGCAAAACGCCGGAGAGAAAGAACCAAAGCCAACGAUAACGGCAUUGCCUUGAAAUCCCCUGAAGUUGUUUAUAGACAAGGAGGGUCUCCCCUUGAGCUUCAUCCAGACUCUUUUGAUCCGACAGCUCCACAUGAACUCUAUGGCAAGCAACAGCCGCAAUCUACGCCAGCUUAUGAAUUGCCAUAG
This is a messenger RNA of Talaromyces amestolkiae, 1629 nucleotides long. RefSeq lists its product as uncharacterized. Bases 1 to 1629 code for a protein of 542 amino acids. The transcript is spliced from 3 exons. NCBI's taxonomy places the organism in Eukaryota, Fungi, Ascomycota, Eurotiomycetes, Eurotiales, Trichocomaceae. The record is from RefSeq and is a predicted model, not a curated record.